Molecule: messenger RNA, 2439 nt
Organism: Penicillium egyptiacum
Lineage: Eukaryota; Fungi; Ascomycota; Eurotiomycetes; Eurotiales; Aspergillaceae
Source: the annotation of a GenBank genome assembly
AUGCUUCUCUGUGGAAUCAUCGAUAAGCUACAGCAGGAAUCCGAGAAUGGAAUGAGUCAUGGUUGGAAACCGAUCUAUUUCUUCUGCCAAGCGACCGACAACCAAUUCAACGAUGCCACAUCUGUGGUACGCGGCCUUCUUGAGUCUCUCUUUGCUGAACACAAGAGACUACGCGAUAAGAUGAACCGUACGGACAUCCCUUACUAUCUCGACAUUAAUAGAUUGGUUAUGUUACGUAAGACACUUAUGGAAGCGUUGCAGGACCCAGAUCUUCCGGGUUUAUACCUGAUUGUGGACGCUCUUGACGAGUGUCGGCAUGGCCUUCAAGACCUUCUUCGAUUGAUUGCGGAUGCCUCUAAUUUAUCGUCUGUCAGGAUCAAAGUAUUGGUCUCGAGUCGGCCCUCGGAGACCAUCGAGAACGAGUUCAAUAAUUUGCAGCAAAAAAUUGUGUUAUCGCUCGAAUCAGAUCAACCCUUGAUUUCUGAAUCUGUGCAACUCUAUAUAUUGCACAAGGUGAAGGAACUGGCAGAUAAGAAACGGUAUGACAAAGCUCUGCGGCACGUCGUUCAGCAGCACCUGGAGUCAAACGCGCAUGGCACCUUUCUCUGGGUAGCAUUAGUAUGUAAAGCGCUCCAGGGCAUGGACGUCCUCGCCCGCCAUACGCUCCAAAUUCUAGAAGCCAAGUUUCCUGCAGGCCUUGAGAAUUUCUAUACAAAAAUGAUCGAAGACCUCAACAAGUCAUGGAAGGACGCGGACGUUUGCAAGCAGAUCCUUUCAAUUGCCUGUGUUGUCUACCGCCCCAUCAAUUGGGACGAAAUGGUAUCGCUGCUAGGACAGCCUGACCUUCAGGGCGCUAAAUCGAUCAUUACAUCCUGUGGCUCGUUUUUGACUAUACAAGAGGACGCAGAAGUGAUAUCCUUCGUUCAUCAAUCUGCGAAGGAUUUCUUGCUUGAGAAUGCAAAUGCAAGAAGACAAAUCUUACCUUUCGAAGUGGAUCAUCAGCACUAUCGUAUCUUUUCAAUCUCGCUUCAGGAUCUCUCAAGAACAUUAGAACGAGAUAUGUACAAAUUGAAAGACCCUGGGUUUCACAGAAGUCUAGUGUCACCGCCAGAGCCUGAUCCGCUCGCUGCAGUCCGGUAUUCCUGCGUCUACUGGGCUGACCAUCUUCUCGAACUGGUACCACCCGGUUCCCAGAACCUAUCAGCGCCGGAAGGCAAGGUGGAGAUAAAACCUUUGACUGAUAUAUAUGCACAAAGCCCCCGUUGGUACAUCGACCUCAUUCAACUCAUAUUCAAGUCACUCCUUACUUUAGCAUUUCUCCUAUAUAAUCCGGUUUUACUGAGCCUCCGAGCCAGAGAGUUUCACGAAAGCAUGAAGAAUGGAGGUUUAGUUCAUGAGUUCUUACAAGACAAGUACCUCUACUGGCUGGAAGCUCUCAGCUUGCUAUCUAGUAUCCCUAAGGGGGUCAGAGCGAUGGAAAGACUUGAGGCUUGCUCAAGGAAUGUGAAAUCUCGAGAGCUAUAUAGCCUUAUCAACGAUGCUCGCCGGUUCAUUCUGUCACAGAAGGGGGCUAUCGAGAUCGCUCCAUUACAGGUGUAUGUCUCUGCUCUCGUGUUCAGUCCGUCUGGCAGCCUGAUCAAACAGCUUUUCAAUCGAGAAGAACCAAAAUGGAUAUGUGGCAAGCCAAAAGUCGGAACGGUUUGGGAUCACUGUCUGCAGACUCUUGAGGGCCAUGAUGGUUCGGUGAGGGCAGUGGUCUUCUCGAAUGACGGCCAGCGACUCGCAUCAGGCUCCUACGAUACGAUAGUCAAGAUCUGGGAUGCCACUUCGGGUGAUUGCCUCCAGACUCUCGAGGGCCAUAAUAACAGGGUGACCUCAGUGGUCUUCUCGAAUGACGGCCGGCGACUCGCAUCAGGCUCCUACGAUACGACAGUCAAGAUCUGGGAUGCCACUUCGGGUGAUUGCCUCCAGACUCUCGAGGGCCAUAAUAGCAGGGUGACCUCAGUGGUCUUCUCGAAUGACGGCCGGCGACUCGCAUCAGGCUCCGACGAUAAGACAGUCAAGAUCUGGGAUGCCACUUCGGGUAAUUGCCUCCACACUUUGUUUGUUGGCAGGCCUGUAUAUCAACUUUCAUUCGACCCAAAAACAAAAUUCCGGAUGUCUACAGAGUUUGGAGCUUUUAAUCUGCCCUCUUCUUCUGGCACGGCUAUAUCCGAUAGCGAGAGGGCUGCGCCCCGCGAUCGUAGCCACUCUGGUUAUGGCAUAAGUGCUGAUGGCAUAUGGAUUGUGAAUGAAGGACAGAAUGUGCUUUGGAUACCUCCGAAGUAUCGUCCGAUGGUGUCCGCAGUAGCAGAUUCAGCAGUGGCCUUAGCCUCUCAAUCAGGUUGUAUGUGUAUAAUGCGUUUUUCACCGGAUAUUAAGGACCCUGAGAAGGCAUAA